This is a messenger RNA of Engraulis encrasicolus (European anchovy), 2619 nucleotides long. RefSeq names its product calcium responsive transcription factor (gene carf). NCBI's taxonomy places the organism in Eukaryota, Metazoa, Chordata, Actinopteri, Clupeiformes, Engraulidae. The transcript is spliced from 14 exons. The record is from RefSeq and is a predicted model, not a curated record. Gene Ontology annotation, cellular component: nucleus. Bases 257 to 2605 code for a protein of 782 amino acids. Gene Ontology annotation, molecular function: RNA polymerase II cis-regulatory region sequence-specific DNA binding; DNA-binding transcription factor activity, RNA polymerase II-specific. Gene Ontology annotation, biological process: regulation of transcription by RNA polymerase II.
AGGCCUAUUUGACCAGAAUGCACUAACAUAAAACGAAAAGCCACAUCUGUGCGCUGUCAAAGAAGGUUAGAGAUGUAUGGGCGCUGUAGCAAUCGAGGCGGAAUGUUUUGUACGUUACAGAGGGGUGUUGUGGUGAUGUCAACACCAUGAUGGGGCUGGAUCGCACAUUCACAGCACACACAUGUUUGUGCUGUGCUCGUGAACUCAGUUGACACAGCUGGUAGAACUAUGUUGCCUUUUUGCAGGUUUAUGACAAAUGGAGGAACAAUCGCAGCAGGAGGAAGCGGCUUCAACACCUGAAGAACUCCAACCCCCACAAUCCUCCACCCUAGAGUUCAUCAGCCAUGAGCGCUCCGGCCUAGACGCCACUGUGGACCCUGACCAGGUAAAGGAAGAACUUCAAGAGAAGCCCUUAGCCAGUCAGGAGUCAAAGCAACAGCUGUCCCCACCCUUUCAGGCUCCACAGGAGCUCAUCCUUGUGGACCAGAAUGGCCAGACCCUGCAGCUCGAGCGUAUGGUCAUUCUGACAGGGCAGUCACAGAGUGGGCAAGUCUACAUUAUUCCAGCCAAUCAGCUAACAGGAUCUCACGUGCUGAUCCCCCAAAGCAAACCAUUGGACAUAAAUGAGACCAAUGGGUCACAUGGUCAGAAGGUGUCCAAUCAGGAACCGCUCCAGACGCUCACGCUCACAGCCGUUGGUGGCAUUGCAGGCAAUGCUGCCAGUGAGACCACUACUGCCAAAAGUAACGCUGAUUCGUUUGUGAGCCCGCUGAAGCCCCUCCCUCGCAACGCACCCAGUUGGGCUCUGAGGCUACGCAGCUGUGAAAAGAUCGGUGACUCCUAUCGUGGCUACUGCAGUACGGAGGCUGAGUUGGAGGCUGUCCUCCUGCUCCACAAGCAGCAGACGGGUGCCGUGUUUGGGACGCGCCAGUCCCCCUCCCCCGCCAAGCCCGCCACGCGCCUCAUGUGGAAGUCCCAGUACGUGCCCUACGACGGCAUCCCAUUCGUCAACGCAGGGAGUCGUGCCAUAGUGAUGGAAUGCCAGUUUGGCCCUCGACGGAAAGGCCUGCAGCCCAAAUUCAAAUUCCUAAAAGCAAAUUAUAAAGCCACCUGCCCUGCCAGGAUCUACAUCAAGAAGGUGCGUAAGUUCCCGGAGCAGCGUGUGCCUACGGACCCCAAGGUGGACAAGAAGGUGGUGAGACAGGAGCAGGAGAAGGCCUUCUUCAACCUCCGCAAGGGCCCCUGGGAUGUGGGCGGGGUCAUACGGUACUACGUCCAGCUGCCCACCCAGAAGGCUCACCUCUACCACGACAUGGAGGCCCCUCCUCUCCCGCCUCCCCCCGUAUCCCUCGGCCAAUCAGAGGAGGAUGAGGGGGAGGGGCUACUGCUCGGGGCUGCAGAGGAGGAGGAGGAGGAGGAAGAGGAGGAAGACGCAUCGUCGCAGGACGACGGGAGCUGCGUGCCCUCUCGCCUGCACCCCCUGGUUGCGGAAAAGAUAACGCAGCUGGUGGCCCAGGGGCACAGCCAGGUGUACGCCGUACGCAAGCAGCUCAGGAAGUAUGUGGAGCGUGAGAUGUUCCGUGCGGAGAAGGAGAAGGUUCCGGAGAGGCAUAACCUGUGCUACUUCCCCACCGUCAACGACAUCAAGAACCACAUACACGAGGCCCAGAAGACUCUACAACAACAACAACAAGGACAACUCACAACACAUACCGACCCACAGUGGGCAGCAGAGGGAGACGACCUCCUGACUGAAACCGUGACCCUCACCCUGACCCCUGCCUCGGCCGAAGCUGUGGAGGGUAGUGAUACUCUGUCUCCUGAGGCUGUGCAGCUCUUCAGUUCUCUCACCUCCCUGCAGCCCAAGAUCUUCGCCCAGCUCCAGGGUAUCCAGUUGCCGGUGUCAUCCUCCAGCUCACCAGAUGGCGCUCUCUCCAACCAGUCCCCAUCCUCGUCCUCCUCUCUCUCUGCCUCCACUGGCCCUGUGUGCCCCACAGGACCAGCCCCAGAGCUCCUGGAACACCACGACAGCCCCCACAGCUCCUCUCUCGCACCCCCUUCCAGCUCAUUACGGCUGGGGCCCCACACCCAGUCUCUCCUGCCCUCUGGCACCGCCCUUGUGGAGGCAGGUGGUAGUGUGACAGGGCCACCGGCGGGAGCUGGAGCAGCAGCCACAGUGCUGGACAUUGGGCAUCUGGUCAGUGUAGCUAGCCUGGGGCUGGGGGCAAGUGUAUCUGGACUAGGGGUGGGGGCAAGUGAAGGGGGGGUGGGGGUGAGUGUGGCUGGCCUGGGGGGGUUGAGUGAAGCAGGACUGGGGGGCAAUGAAGGAGGGUUGAGGGUUAGUGUAGCUUGCCUGGAGCUGGGUACGAGUGAGGGGGGUCUGGGGGUUGGUGGGAGUGAGGGAGGAUUGGGGGAGAGUCAGGGAGUGGUCGGUGUGGGGCCAGGGCAGACCAUGCAUCAGUUACUGCUGGAGGACGGCCAGACCAUCCCAGUGCGGAUAGUGAACCCCGCCACCAUAGCGUUGGCCCCAUCUGAGAGCUCUGUUAAGAUGAAAGACGAAACCGAAGACAACAGCAUCAACACAGACAUUCCUGCGGGAGACUAACACACACACACACA